AUGUCCUUCGGCUACGCCCUAGGCGACUUCGUCCUCCUAACGCAGCUGGCCUGGGACGUCGUCCAGAACUCCCGCAAGGCAUGCGGCGCCCACGACGAACUCACCACCGAAGUGGCCAGCCUGCACAUCGUUCUCCGCCGCCUCGAGCUCGAAGUCUCCAAGCCGAACUCAAUCCUAACCCGAAGCGAAGACAGCCUCGACCGAAGAGAAGAACUUGCACAGUUGUCUAGCGAUUGCAAAAGGGUACUAAGGGUACUUGAUGGAAUAUUGGAGAAAUAUAAUGCGUUGUCGGAGGAGAAGAGAAGUGUGACGAAGCUAUGGAAGAGGGUGCAAUUUGGAAAUGGAGAGAUGUUGGAUUUGGCGGAGCUGAGGGUCAAGAUCACAACGAGUACUUCUGCUUUGACGCUGUUCUUGAAUCUUUUGUCGAUUGCGUCACAAGGAAAAGUGGAGAGUUAUAUGGAGAGCCAGGGCGAUGAAUUGAGGGAAAUGAGGCGGAGCUUGAAUUGGAUUACUGCAUCCAUGCAGGCAAAGUCUCCGAAAGCCGGGGAAGGAUCGAUACUGACGACUUAUGCUGGCGAUGAUAAGGCGAUUUGGAAGGACUUUCGGAGGGAAUUGAUUAAAGAAGGGUUUUCGAGCGAGGUGUUGCAAAUGCAUAAGGAGACUAUCAAGGAUUAUGUGAUGGAACUUGGGGAUCGGGGUGCUUUGGAUGAUGUUGAAGAUGAUUUUGGAGCUGGGGGCUUGCCGUUGGAAGGUACUGGCGGUAUGGCCAGAAGAAAUGAGCUGGAAGACCGGAAUGAAGAAGAAGUAGAAAAAGAGGAGGAGAAGGAGGUCGAGAACUCGGAGCCUGGACCACAAGAAGCGGCAGUAGCCGAUGCCGUGGAGAGUUCAGAUGAGACAUCAGAGGAUGGCUCAGGAAAAACUCCAGAGCAGUGUUCAGGUCCAAAACCGGAGCAACAAUCGGACCGAAUACCCGCAGAGGAGAUCACGAACGAUAACGGCAAACCUGGAUUACAGAGGAACACAAAGACAUCGGAUCCGGGUGCCGCCUUCGAAACAAACGGCGAUGGAGUCCGUGUUAACAAUAAGGAACCACUAUUAUGCGGCAAUCAGCACAAUCUCGAAGACUCGUCAAAUCCCCAAGCGCAAUCAGUUGAUGGUGAUGCGCCUGUCACUUCCAAACGUAUCAACGCCGCAGUUGAAUCCCAAACAGACCAUGAUUCUGAACCAAUCUUCUUUGGGGUAGAAAACCUCGACAAAAGCAAGAUCGAAGGAGCUGUUGGAAAUGCCAAAACCGUAGCCAGAGAAUCAUCGGGAACAUCACUCCAACCAAGUGUAUCCGCUGCUGAUAUAUCCAAGGUUCCACAGUUUCACUAUGAUUCAGACUUUUACUUCAUGGGAGACACAGAAACUCUGGUGGGUGUAAAACAUUGGUCGUUAGGCCCGUACAAAUAUUUUCGAAGUUGGUCAAGGGCUUGGUAUUCGUUAUCAGUCAUCAUUGAACCUUCUCUCUUCUACAGUGAAAGCGUGCCUUCGGCGAGAUCGUCACGCAUAUACAACCCCCAUUCCCUUUGCUACGAGAUUCUCUGCCUCGCGCGCUGGUAUGACCAGGCACAAGCCACAAUCAAGCCUUCGUCAUCUCCAACGCAUAUAUUCUCCAUCGCAGAUGAAUUCCAGCGUUUAGUCGCACAUGCAAGUACUUACUAUGUUCGUGUACGACGAGCGUUUGAGCGGGUGCGGUUUCCGAAACGUUUGCAGUUCCUCUCUUUCUAUCGCAAAAUGCUUCGAGACUUCUACUGUUGGGUUCGGGAGGGGAUACAACACUCGCAAGCCUAUGAAAGCGAAGAAAACCAAAGUGCCACACUUAACUCAAUGUGGAUGUUGGAUAAGUCACUAUACUUACAACAGCGGAACAUUGAGUGGAUUUGGCACACAACUUCGGCUGUUGAAAAACUGAAGGCACGAUCUCUGCACGAACUUGGAACGCGAGCUGCUCUUGAUUUUGUGUAUCGUCUGUUUGAAGAUGAGCGCGUUCGUUCACGACUCACCCAUUUGAUCACAAAUGUCCAAAGCUUGUUGCUAUUUUUCAAGCGAUGGUGUGAAGAUGAUCUGCUAGAACAGGAGUGCGCUCAAUAUCACAACAAGCACCACUACAUCCUUCGGCACCACCCUAUCCCGGAGUACGAAAUGAGGGACUCUGGUGUAGCAAACGCGGCUUACGAGGUGAAGAUGUGCAAAGUCGCUCUAGAAACUUGGGCAUUUCAAAACGACUUCUCUAAGGAAAGGGUCACUACCAAACGCUUCGCGAGAAGCGAAAAUAGCCUGAGCGCGAUACUAGAAAGGUUCGAUGAAUCCCAGCAAAAAUUGUACCAGGCCCGGAAUGCACUGGACCCUGUCAUCGUAGGGAGUGGGGUACCUUUGGACAAAGCUAGAUCCGGGAAACGGGAAGGCAAGAAGAAGAAGUAG
Molecule: messenger RNA, 2463 nt
Organism: Hyaloscypha bicolor E
Lineage: Eukaryota; Fungi; Ascomycota; Leotiomycetes; Helotiales; Hyaloscyphaceae
Exons: 1
Coding region: 1-2463 (820 amino acids)
Source: RefSeq, a predicted model, not a curated record